CUUGAACGAGGCUGAAGUGUUUCCAGUGAUUUUUCACAAAUCGAAUGACAUUUUGUGACUUUUUCGACAAUAAGAAAUCAUCAGUGUACCCGGUUCCACUGACUUUCCAGCUAUCCGGAGCGCUGAAAUCGGUUUCCGGGUGUGUUGAAGACUAUAAAUAGCGCGAGACUGAAAAUCAAGUGAGUUCAAUGCUAGGUCGCACUAGAAACCUGAUGGGAUAUCUUUUAGUCGAAUAAUUAAAGCAUGAAUCAGUGACUGACAAUGUGGUAAGAUAAGCGAAGCCAUAAAAUGGAUUGGAAUACUGGAGAUCUGAUAUGGUUUGAUCCAGGGGUCGGCCAUUGGCUUCCAGGAGAAGUUCUGGAAUAUCAUCGCAGUGCAAAGGUUCUCACAGUUCAGGCUGUUAUCAAUGGAAAGCCGCAGACUUUCGCUCUGGCAGACGGCGAAGGGCAAGUGCGCCUGCGCCAAGAUCUCGGCUCCAUGGGCGUGGAAGACAUGAUCCAGCUGUCAGAUUUGCACGAAGCUGCGCUGCUCUGGAACCUGAAGCUGCGCUACGACAGAGACCUGGUCUACACUUACGCCGGCAGCAUCUUGGUCGCAGUCAACCCUUACAGGACACACGAUGGAAGCUAUGGUGUAGAGACUGCCCAGAGAUACAAAGGGAGGAUGAUAGGGGAUUUACCACCGCAUCUGUUCGCUCUUGGAGCAGCUGCUUAUGCUGCUUUACCAGCACCGCAGGUAGUGGUGAUCAGUGGCGAGAGCGGCUCAGGCAAGACCGAAUCCACCAAGCUGGUGAUGCAAUACCUGGCAGCUGUUGCCCCUUCAGCGCCCAGAGGCCAGGCUCUGGUCACCGAGCAGAUCCUGGAAGCGGCUCCCCUCUUGGAAGCCUUCGGCAACGCUCGUACGGCACGGAACGACAACAGUUCCCGGUUCGGGAAGUACCUGGAGGUGUACUUCAAGCAAGGUUCCAUCAUCGGGGCCAAAUUGACGCAGUACUUGCUUGAGAAGUCCAGGAUAGUGACUCAGGCGCCAGGCGAGAGGAACUAUCACGUGUUCUACGAGUUGCUGGGCAGUAUGAACAAUACGGAGAAGCAGAAGUAUGGGCUGAUUGAGGCUGAUAAAUAUUUCUAUCUGAAUCAAGGAGGUGCAGAUUGUUCUCCUGGGCACUCAGGUUCCGGAGCUGACUGGAGGGCUCUUACUAGAGCCAUGGAGGUAUUGGGAGUAGGCGAGUCCGAACAAGAAGGAAUCACAAGGAUGCUGGCUUCUGUCCUGCAUCUGGGAAACGUUUAUUUCCACAGAAGACAAAUGAGGCACGGCCAGGAAGGAGUGGAAGUAGGAUCCGAUGUGGAAAUCAAGUGGGCGGCACAUCUUUUGCAAAUCUCGUCGAAUGGAUUGCAACGCGCUCUGACGUCAAGGAUCACGGAGGCGCGAGCAGAAAGAGUGUAUUCCCCGUUGAGCAUAGACCAAGCGCUCGACGCCAGAGACGCUUUCGCCAAGGCGCUUUACUCGGCGCUCUUCAAUUGGUUGGUUACGAGAAUCAAUUCAAUAGUACAGAAAGGAGGUUUACAUGACGCAGCUAGAAUAUCCCUUCUAGAUAUUUUUGGUUUCGAGAACCUCAACGAGAAUUCAUUCGAGCAACUUUGCAUCAAUUUUGCAUCAGAAUCCCUACAGCUUUAUUUCAAUAAGCACAUCUUCAAGUUAGAACAACAAGAAUAUGCCAAAGAACGACUCGAAUGGACCAACCUCACUUGGGUGGAUAACACCCCAGUGAUUCAUCUCUUGGGGAAGAAACCUGUCGGCAUCCUUCAUCUCUUAGAUGACGAGAGCAACUUCCCCAAAGCCUCCGAUUCUUCCUUCUUAGAAAAAUGCCAUUACAAUCAUGCCCUGAAUGAACAAUAUUGCAGACCCAGAGUUGGAGGAAGAGAGUUUGGGAUUCGACAUUUUGCUGGUCAAGUCUGGUAUUCGGUGGACGGUUUUUUGGACAAGAACCGUGACGCUUUGAGGCCGGAAGUAGUGGAUCUGAUAGCUUCCAGUAAGGACCCCCUGGUCAGUGCCAUAGCGAAGCCUCUGGUCAGCCAUGCUCAAGCCAGGACGCUGCCCAGAGGGACAGACGGUCGGUUCGUGACCAUGAAGCCUAGAACGCCAACUGUCGCGGCCAGAUUCAGCGACAGCCUCCAACACUUGCUGGACUCUAUGUCGCGGUGCCACCCCUGGUUCGUGAGAUGCAUCAAGCCCAACGAGGAUAAGGCGCCCAUGCGCUUUGACAUGCCCGUCGUGCUGGAGCAGCUCAGGUACACUGGCAUGCUGGACACGAUCAGGAUCAGGCAGGCGGGGUAUCCGAUCAGGAUGAAGUUCCAUCAGUUCGUCGACAGAUAUCGAUACCUACUUACGCGGAUUCCAAGGGGAGCCCCAUACAGAGAUUUAUGCAGAGCCAUCUUGGAGCAAAUGCCUUCUUCAGGAACAGAGGGGCCAGAUUUCCAGUUGGGUGCUGCUCGAGUAUUUCUACGCGAGAGUCUCGAACGUCAGUUAGAAAUCAAACGUGGAGAAUCACUCAAAGGGGCCGCAGUCUCCAUACAGAAACACGUGCGCGGCUACUUAGCCAGGAAAAAUUACAAACGCACGAGAAGAAGCAUCGUCACCGUGCAAAAGUACUGGAAGGGCUACAAACAGCGCCAAAAGUACGACAAAAUCAGAAUAGGAAUAGUCAAAGCUCAGGCUCUGUACAGAGGCCGGCUCGAAAGAAAAAGAUUCGCCAACAGAAAAGCCGAGUUCAGGAGGAAAGUAGAGGCUGAAAAGGUCGCGAAGGAAAGGGCCAAGCAGAGAGCUGCCAGGGAAGCCCAGCUGCAAGCUCAAGCUCAGAAAUCUGCAGCCAAGAUAACCUCCAAGUCCAGCAUCAACCAUUUGGAGAUUCCUGCAGAGCUAGCCUUCAUCUUCUCCAAACUGGAUACCCACGCUUCCUCACACACCGAGAAGAACUUAAUGAAAGUCCUGGGAGGGGUUAUAGGGUCCCCGCAUCCAGUCAACAUCCCCUCCGAUCUGAACCAGUUCGAGUUCUCCAAGUUUUCCUCGGUUUACUUCAAAGGAGCUGAUCUACACGUGAGACGAGAGCCCAUAACGGCUCCGUUUUUGUCCAAAGCUGCGGCACGAGAUGAAGAUUUCCAGGAUGCUAUAGCUAUCUUCAAACUCAUCUUACGUUGGUCCAAUGACGCUCAGCUCACUGGAUCUAGAGAGAGGGCUCUGGCAGACUACGUGGUCCAUAAGUGCUUAGUCUCGAAGGGCCUGAGGGACGAGUUCCUGGUGCAGCUUUGCAACCAGACUUGGAAGAAUGAUAAUGCCGAUCGAGUCUGGCAGCUGAUGGCGCACGCUUUGAGCUGCUUCCAACCUAGUCCACCCCUAUACAAGUAUCUACUCAAGUUUAUAACCGACUAUGCACCUGCCCAGCUGAAAGAGACGCUGCAGAGAAAGCUGACUAGGAGCGUGCAACGUGCACCUCAUCCAAGAAGGCUCCCUCCGAGUUUGCUAGAAUGGAGAAGCAUCAGGCAAAGGUGCAAUACAGCGCUUACCAUGACCUUAGCUGACAAAACUAUCUCGACAGUCAAUGCUGAUUCCUGGACUACGUGUGAAGAGGCAGCAUCUCUCGCAGUCUCUGCUGUUGGUGUGACGUCAGACGGAUGGACCGUAGUUUUAGACGACAACGGAGUGAUAUCAGAAGGCAGCGGUCUGGACUACAUAAUGGACCUAGUGUCCGAGCUAGAGCUGUGCCCAGGUUUCCCAGCGUCCAAAUCAGCUAGACUCAAAGCCGGCACCAAACGUCAGUCCCCGAUAGAAAUAGACCAUCAUUCUGUGGCUUCGCAACCAUCGCCGACUAGACCGCAAGUACCUCCACCCGAGCCACCAAUAAGCGCCAGCCGUAAGGCAUCCAGAGAGAUCCUGAGAGAGAAAGAAGAUAGCAGGCAGUCUCCCCCAACGCAGCUGGUACCAUCUCGCCACAGCUCCAGGAAGUCUUCCAGAGACACAAGGGAGUAUUCGCAUUCACCUAGAGAGUCGCCGAUCGCCUCUAGCUCUCCGAAUACCAGAAAGACCUCGCAUGACGCUCUAUCUCGCAGUUCGGCUUUAAACGAGCGAUACUUCGAUGUCGAGAAGGUCCGUUCCAGGAGUCUGGAUAACCUGUUGAGCGAACCAGAGCCUACUCCGCUAGCUGACCUUGGGCUCAGUCAGUCCUCCAGGUUGAACGAGAGGUACCACUCUGUAGAGCAACUGGCUCCGAUAAAACCGGUCAUAGCAAACCAGAACUACAUGCCGAAGCAGGAAAUGGAAUUCGAGUAUCCUGAUGUUUCGAGCGUCAGCACCUCUCAUCGAGGUGGUCCCAGAUACAUCAAGUCAGCCUAUGCCGGUAAAAAGGCUCCGCCCGGAUCGCACUCUAGCAAAGCUUACAUCGAGAAGUCCGAGUUUCCUGGACCUAGGAGCUCAGCGAUGUCAGAUACUAGCGAAGCGCCGAGUUUGGCAAGUCACGUGAGGAGGGUGAGGGUGCCUAGUCAAGCUUCUGAUGUCGAUCAGUUCUUGGAUGAACUGUUCAGUCCUGUGCUCGACGGAAAUUUGGACGAACUGAGCGAUGCACGAUCCUUGGCUGCUAGUAUCAAAGGAGGUGGUGAUGAAAUUGGGGAAAAUCAAGGUUUUGAAAAUUUUCUCGACGGAGUUCUAGGGAACGUGCAAGUGGAGGCGAUAGAUAUGUCUAAUGCCAGUGAAGUGGUGUUGAGGAUUAAAGGAGGUGGUCAUAGAACGAGAACCAAUAGCCAAGGCAGUGCUGUUCUAGAUGAAGAAGUAGAAAAGUUGACUAACAAACCAGUUAGAGCUCCGACGCAACAGAAUGGUAACGUUGAUGAUUACAUAAGCGAUCUAUUCAGGCCAAUCUUCAUCAACGACAGCUUGAAGACCCUCACGGAGAAAGACAACUUAGUUGAUAGCAUCAAGGGAGGUGGCACCACUCAGAAUGGUACCGGAACCUCAAGCUAUAGCUUCCCCCAAAUCUCAACCCCUAUAGUGAAUUCCGCCCCUUUGAUGAUGCCCUUACUGAGCCCAACACAAGAAGGGUUUAUGCCAGUUUUCAACAUGCCUGGAGUCUCUGUGGGUCAAAACGGGACCGAAAUCGCUGCCUACCAACAGAACCUGCAACGAGCUUUCCUGCAGUCUGCCAUGGCUCAGAAUAUCCAGAUCCAACAACAACUGCUGGCGCAGAACCAAGCUCUGCAACAGCUGCUCACGCAGCAAUCCACCUCUGGUACUAGUGAAGUCAAAGUCACUGAAACCGUCCAGAAUACGGUCAAGGCCCAAAUACAUCAAACUAGCCCGAACAGGAAGGCUAGUUUCAAGGCGACGAAUGGGAAUGCUAGGAAGAUUAGCUCGCCGAGCUCUUCGGAGUUCAAAUCUCGCAAAGCCAGCUCGGAAUCCAACAUGAGUGUGAUCAGCAGGAGCGGUAUACCUCCGCCUCCGCCACCACCGAUGCCUCCGCCGCUAGAAGACACUGAUCCCAGCGAAACUAGGCCCUUCAUGGACCCUUACGGCCGUGCCAAGACAGUCAGAAUCGGCAAGUGGAGAUGGCCUCCCCCGAAAGAUGGCACCAAUCAAGAGAACGGAGAGAACUUUAUGCACUUCAAGAUGCGGCAGCAUCAGAGGAAGGUCACUCCUGGCAAAGAGCAGUCCGCUAACGGUAAGAUGGAGCAGUCAUCAGGGGAGUGGGAAGAGAUGGACUUCGAGCCGAUGGUGAGGGGUAAUGAGAGGCUGAGUAAGUCUAGUUCGAAGAGGACUUUCGAGAUUGGCGCGGCCAGGCCGUCACCUGGUAGUGUGGGGAAGCUGAAGCUUAGCUCGGAGAUGAGGCAGAGGUUGGAGCUGGUCACGGCUAAUCAUUCGGUGAGGUCGACUAGUAGUAAGAUGGAGAAGCCCGCAAGGGCAGUGAAUAAGCUAGAGGAUACGAGGAAGAUGAUGCUGGAGCAGCAGCUGGCUGGCAUUUGGGGGGACGAUUCGGUGAACAACAGCGGGAAAACUAGUCCGGAAACUCUGCCUCAUACCCCCCACAACGGCAACAAAUCCCCGACCGCCCAGAGCUGGUCCAGCAGCCAGUGGAAACCGGGUCCCCCACCCCCACCGAUCGGCCCCACCGGCCCCACAGCACUGCCCCCGGUGCCCCCGGGCCCCGCUCCUCCACCGCCAGUGGUGCGGCCCCACCAGCCCCCUCCACCCGUGGAACCGCUCAGGGAGCCGCUCAGGGAACCGCUCAGGGAGUCGUCUUUCGCGGCGCAGAGGAAGGAGCGGGAGGAUUCAUUCAGGGUUAUGAGACAGGAGAGGGAGAGCUCUUUUAUGGCGCAGCGGCAAGACAGAGAUACGUUCGGAGUGCACCAGAAUAGGAACACCAAAAGGAACUCCUUCAGCGCCAACUGGGAGAACCAGAGCAGCCUCACGCAAGACACCACCGACGAUCCCUCUGGCUGGGGCAAAGACCUCGACAAGCGCGACCAGCGAAGGGACAGCUGGGACCUCGGAGAGACAACCAGUGAUGCUCCGAUGGACGCUAGACACGUGACGGAAAUGUGGGACAGAGAGGAGAGGAGGUUCGAGAAGGGCAAAAUGAAUGUGCGCAAAGAGCAGACGAACCGCGAGCCGAUAGAGAGGCCGACUUUCAAGACGCACAUGUUCAAUAAGAGCGCGCAAGAGCGGGAGAAGAAGCAUUCAGUGGCGUCCACACAGAUGACAGAUAGAACUGAGAGAAAUGAGGUCCAAGAAUGGCCGGAAUUCAUGCGCCCAAUCUCCACCCCCCCACCGAAAUCCCCCACCCCGCUCCCUUUUCCACACUCCCCCUCCAAACCCGCCUCCCCUCAAACCCCCUCCAGACUCCUCCCCCUUGGUACCACCCCCUGCGUCACCUACAACCGCGUCUCCUGGCUACUCAGGGUGCGCAAAGAAGUCUUCUCCCCAGCGGAGCCCCUGGGACCAAUCAACGCAAUGCACCUGAUCUUCUGCCAGAUAGCUGCGGAUGUUUAUGGAUUGACGUCCUGUCUCAGGCUGAGCCAGAGCGAGAAGAGGGCUGGGGUGAAUAUGCUGUCUGGGUAUGGAGUGACAGCUGAGAACUUCGACCAAUCUCAUCGGGCUAACAUCAAGAGGAAUGUGAUUGAGUUGGCCAGGACCUGGCCGCUGUAUUUCACCAGGCUGUUUGCGGUGUCUGGAGCUGCCCAGCUCGCCGACAUCCAAUUCGUGGCGGUAUCCCAUUGGGGCGUACAUCUAGCCAAACGGGAGCAGAACCACCUCCAGGUGCUCAAGUCGUUCGCUCUCGGCGAGAUAGCGUCUUGCACGGCCCCUCGGCCGACUAGCGUCAUCCUGGACGGGUCUCAAGGUCGCUUGAGUCUGCACACCGCCAGGGCGCAGCAGCUGUCUGAGAUGGUGACCAGGUUUUGCGGGGAGAACAGAAAGAUUCAGCAAAAAGCCUCCCGAGAGGCCUCAUCUCCGCAGAGAACACGAUCUCCUCCUAUCGAGCGGCUGGAGAUGAUCACCAACAGUCCCAAAACGAACCGUUUGAUCGCGGAACCGCACACCGUCAGGCAGUCUCCGAGGACAGAUGACGAUCACUCGCCUGGAAGUCCAACGCCACCUAGCGGGAAGUAUUCUCUUAUGCAGUUCGCCCUGAACAACUUCAGACAGAGUACUGAUUUGGAGGUGCUCAAGAUGGACACCUCGGUGAAAAACAAGGAAAAACGGAAAGAGUGGACGUGGAAACAGCAGACGGAUUUGAUCAAGUGGCAGGGGACCCCUAUCGAUGGUCCUCUACUGCGGAUGGAGGAUCCUGAGCUGGCGCCCCUGGCAGUGGAGUGUUUCGAGUGUAUUUUGAGAUAUUGCGGGGAUAUGCCUUUGACACCUGAUAUGUCCGAAGUGAAGUGCGUUUAUACCGUUUUGAUGCACUGCCACAAAUUCCCGCACCUGCGCGACGAAGUUUACUGCCAGCUCAUGAAGCAGACCACCAGCAACAAGUCCGAGCACCCGGAGUCCUGUCAGCGCGCCUGGCGCCUGCUUUCCAUCGUCGCCGCCUACUUCGCCUGCUCCGACGCCCUGCUGCCCUUCCUCGGCGAGCACCUGACCGGCGCCGCCGACGACAGGCGUCGCGUGUGUCACGGCACCGCCGCCGUGUGUCUGGCGAAUUUGCGGAAGACGCAGAGAUGCGGGGGCAGGAAGAACGUGCCCUCGGUGGAGGAGGUGACUGCUGUGAGUGCUGGAAGAAGUGCCCGGAGGCAGAUUUACAGGCUACCUGGUGGUGCUGAGAGGGUGGUGAACACUCGUUGCAGUACCGUCGUGGCGGAUGUCGUAGCCGAACUAUGUGCCCUGAUUGGCGUACCCGGCGAGACGGAGCGACAAGAGUUCAGCCUGUACUGCAUCGUCGAAGGAGAUGCUUUCACGAUGCCCUUGGCUGCUGACGAGUACAUCCUGGACGUGACCACGGAGCUGCACAAGGCGGCGCAGCCCUUCUAUCUCAUAUUUUGCAGAUCCGUUUGGUACUACCCCCUGAAACUCGACGCCAGCCCACUCUACACCGAGGUCCUCUUCAACCAAGUAGCCCCCGACUACCUGGAGGGCCUCCUCCUUCGCCUCGGCAGCCCCAACCUCCCUCCCAGUAUCGUGAGGGACAUGGCCCUCGUGGCGGCCCUCCUCCACCGCGCAGCAGACUUCGGCCACUCCCCCAACCUCAAGGAGGUCAAGUACCUCCUGCCGAAGCCCAUCCUGGCCCUCAGGGAACCUCGUCCUCCUCAAUGGUUAGCCCUGGUGCAGACCUCUUGGGGACAAGCGGCAGGGCUGGCGGUGUCCAGGGCUAAGCACAGGGUUUUGCAGGUUUUGAGCAACUGGUCGCUCUUCGGGAGCUCUUUCUUCGCUGUGAAGAGGGUUCUCGGCGAGAACGAGAACUGGCAGGAACAUAUCCUGGCGUUGAACAGGAACGGAGUGCAUUUCCUGGACAUGACUUCUCACGAAACCAUUCAUCAUUGGCCUUUCGCUGAGGUUAUUAGUACCAGGAAGGUGAGGUCGGAGGAUGGGGCCUUGUUUUUGGACAUGAAGUGUGGUAAUUUGUUGCAACAGCGGGUGACUAGGUUGCAGACUGAACAGGCUCACGAGAUUUCGAGGUUAGUUAGGCAAUAUAUCAAUUUGGAGCAGGAACAUAGUACCAGGCAUGUUCGUUGAGGGAUGUUGGAGGGAUUUUAGGCCCUUGUACAUAAUAUGAUAUUUCAAUGUCUUAGUCAGUUAUUUUUAUGUAUGAUAGGUACUUUAUUUGUUAUAUAGUGUGUUCCCCACUCUGAGCAACACCACUCUUGUGAUUUUCUAUUUGUUGA
Molecule: messenger RNA, 9359 nt
Organism: Phaedon cochleariae (mustard beetle)
Lineage: Eukaryota; Metazoa; Arthropoda; Insecta; Coleoptera; Chrysomelidae
Source: the annotation of a GenBank genome assembly